Molecule: messenger RNA, 564 nt
Organism: Diaporthe batatas
Lineage: Eukaryota; Fungi; Ascomycota; Sordariomycetes; Diaporthales; Diaporthaceae
Exons: 2
Coding region: 1-564 (187 amino acids)
Cellular component (GO): cytoplasm
Molecular function (GO): gluconokinase activity
Source: RefSeq, a predicted model, not a curated record
AUGGGCGAGAAGCCAACAGCAGAACGGCCGCGGUACGUCGUCUUCUUCACGGGUGCCACGGCAUGCGGCAAGUCGACGAUUGCAAAGCACGUGGCCGACAGCUUAAACCUGACCUUCCUCGAAGGUGACGACUUCCAUCCCAAAGCCAACGUCGAAAAGAUGCACCUCGGCUACGCCCUCACCGACGAGGACCGCCAGGGCUGGCUCGAGGCCCUCCGCGACCACGAGACGAUGCACCCUCCAGGGGCGACAUCAAGACACCUCGUCAUGACAUGCUCAGCGCUGAAGCGUCACUAUCGCGACAUCCUGCGCGAGGGCUCGGACCAGGCGCAGAACCUGCGCGUCCGCUUUGUCUAUCUCGACGCACCAGAGGAGGUCCUCACGAAGCGGGCAGCGGAGCGCAGGGGACACUUUGCUGGGAGCAACCUAGUGCACUCUCAGUUCGAGAGCCUGGAGCCGCCAGGUGUGGAUGAGAAGGACGUCCAUACCCUCAAUGUCGAUCGGCCUGUCGAGGAGAUAGAGGCGGAUGCGGUGAAAUACGUGAGGCAGAUAUUAGCCGAUUGA